AUGAACCCUGUGGGCAAUAAAAUCGCGUCCCAACAAAGAAACUUUAACUUCCAAAAGCAAAAAUUCUCUAUAGUCGCGCUCCCCGCCUUGCGAGCUCGACUCAUUUCACUCGGGCAGAGCGCCCCCGCUCCUCGGCUACGCAAAGCCGAAUCCCGCCCUCAAAUCGCGUACAAGCAACAUGUAAUCUGCUCCUCGCCUGACCACAAAGGUCGAGAGACCGAGAACAUAAAAACCAUGACCUGCACCAUGGCAUCAGACACACGAACAUACCCGCUUCGACAACCCGCAAAGCACAACCCACCACCACGACUACACCUCGUCUUCCCAGAGACACAGAAGCAAGUCUUCACAGCUUACAUCGGGAUCCAACUGCACAGCCAAACAUGCAAAAAUACCAAGGAGGCCUUGUCCCUCCUCUCAGAACCCAGAUCGGACAUUCAAACCUGGCUUGCCAAGUCCACCCCAAUCUCAACAGAGCAGUUCUUCGUCUUAGACGACAUGCCAAACCAUAGACAGACUUCCAUCCCAACCCAGGCUCAAGCUCAAGAUUCAAGCCCCAUCCAGAAAUCCACCACCCUAAUCUGGGCCUGCUACUGGUCAACCCAAGACUCCUACCAAAAGGCAGUCUCAGACUUGAAUCUUUCCUCGCUGCAUACCUCCCUACCCGAAUCCCUGCGCCCAUCCAUCGGAUUCUGGGCAGAAUGUUUUAUCUCGGACAUUUCUCGCCUGGAAACAGUCUACUCGGCAACGGAUUAUAUGCCCGGUCUCGCGCGUUUACCAGGAACAUCCACGACAAAGCAUCUGCACACGGGAUACUGGGGAGCAGCACGGGAUCGGAUCCCAGGGUCUGGGGAGGAUCUUUUUACUGGGGAUGGAGCAGUGCGUAAUGAUGGAAACGGAGAAUCUGCAGCAGCUGCGGAAGAAGGGGAAGAGAAGAUGUUAAUUUCCAAUCUUCUCUGA
Molecule: messenger RNA, 960 nt
Organism: Penicillium waksmanii
Lineage: Eukaryota; Fungi; Ascomycota; Eurotiomycetes; Eurotiales; Aspergillaceae
Product: Phenylacetaldoxime dehydratase
Exons: 1
Coding region: 1-960 (319 amino acids)
Source: RefSeq, a predicted model, not a curated record